This is a messenger RNA of Saitoella complicata NRRL Y-17804, 690 nucleotides long. RefSeq lists its product as uncharacterized. The transcript has a single exon. The coding region runs from base 171 to 524 and encodes 117 amino acids. Lineage: Eukaryota; Fungi; Ascomycota; Saitoellomycetes; Saitoellales; Saitoellaceae. The record is from RefSeq and is a predicted model, not a curated record.
CUUGGUGUAGGAGAUGGUCUUGUUGAGUUGCAGGGGGGCGGCAGCGCAGUCAAGUCGUGAGUGUACCCUGAGAAUGUGCGAAAAUUUACCGCGUCAGCCAGUCAGAAUACACGGGGUGCGGUCGGUGCGUGGCUGCUUACCCUGAUCGAGCGACGUCAACGGUGGAUUAUAUGACCUCUCCUACGAAUUAUAAGUCUCGUUCUCCGGCAGUUCGCAGGCAACGUUGUUCGCGCUCCACUUACUGGACUUCGUUUCGCACUCGUUUCGCACUUGUUCGCCCUUUUAGCGGAAAAUUUCAACGAGUGGCGCAGUGUCCGCAAUCCCGACGUGCUGAGACGAUGGCCAUUCUUGAACGUUUGCAUUGCUUGGUGUUCGGCAGUCUACUUCAGUCCGCCUUCAAUCAUAUCUGGCGUGGCACUUUCGGUGAUGACGUGGACGGUCUCGUCGAUACCGCAGAAGGGCAGCUCCGACCUCGAGCGCGAGCACUGUUGCAGCCCAUGGCCAUUGAGAGAACUCUUCGAUGAGAGGGAGAGGACUGCGUUUCUACGAGCUUGUAACGAAGACACUCUUCUAAUUUUCGAGCUUGUCUCGAUCUAAGCUUAAGCUGAACCUUAUCCUUAGUGAUCUGUGUUGCAGUAGUUCGCAAGGCCACACUGCCCGCUACCGUACAAGUCCAAGUCCAAGUUCCAC